AUAUAAACGUUGGCUUGUCAAAUUAUCUUUGCAUCGAAUGGUGAGAUGAGCUGGUGUGCAGAGUAACUAGGAACAUGUUGGUGAAGUUGUGAACAUCCUCCAGAAAUAAAUUAUUCGUUUUGGGAAAUUUUUUCCAUUCUAGAAGAAAAUUUUUAUUAAAAUAAUUUUUUGCAAGAAAAAAGAAUAAUGCCUACAACCAGAGGAAAGAAACGCCCUCGUGAAGUUUCCAUAACGCAGAAAUUCAUGGAACAAAAUUUCCAUGCAGAGAUUGGUGAAUCAAGGAAAUAUUUUAUUCGGACAGAACCUGAAAGUUCAUUGACGAAAAAAACUGGAACGGAACAUGUUAUUUAUUACCAGCCUUUUCUUAAUUAUGACCUUGUCAUUACGCAGAUCCCAAACGAGUUGGCUAAUUACAAAGGCGUAUUCGAGAUUAAAAUUCAACCUGUAGCCUGGGCAACCGCUUUUAACCAACGUGACCUCGACUCUACCACCAAGUUUGUGAUGAAGUCAAUAGUUCACACUGAAUGUCUUCGGAUUAUAAGCAAUGACACGACCGCGAAAUGCAACACUGUCAAAAUUAUUGAAAGAGCUGUAGUUUUCAUGAUGUCCAAGUUUAUUCCUAACUCUAACAUUAAUCCGUGGUCAUUUCCGUCCACCUUCGACAAAAUUAUGAUACAAUUUCCACUUUUGGACGAUAAAACGACCUCCGAUAUUGCUUCCGUGCUCAGGAAUUUCGACCCUCGCUUUGAACAUGAUACGCCUUCUCAAUCUUGUGAACUCAAUGAUAGAAUGGACAUCAUCGUUGGAGGUUUUUGGGACAAUUGCAAUAUUCCUGAGAAUUACAAUGAGCUGCUUGUCAACGUGUCCAGAGAGGAGACCAAGUAUGACCAAAUGUUCAGAAAAUGUGUCAACGCGGUGAGAAAUUCUGGCAAUUUAGCCGACAUGAAAAUGGACACGGCCCAAAUAGCUGCUGCUUUGACGAAAAGCACAAUCACGCAAAAUACGGAUCAAAUCGUGGAUUCCAUACAAUUUAGUCAGGAACGUUGGACAGCCGCCUUUAAAUGUGGGUCCACCUCGAUUGCAAAAAUAGCCGCAAAAUUGUCCAGUACCCUCAUCAGGAUACAAUUUUGUGACACUGUAGAAAUCAUGGAGUCCUUUACAGGAGUCGAAUCCCUCUGCCCGGUGCAGAUGUUAGCAAUUUAUCGCGCUUCUAAAUUUCUCCACGACAGAAGGGAUGUUAAGCAUGGAUACGUUGAAAUGUACGAUUCCCAAAUCCCGGCUCACAAUGUGUACCCAACAAUUGAAGAAUGUAUCGAGAUCGAUAAAGAGAUUCGUCUCCAUGGGAGGAACGAUGUGCUUGGAAGGCUUCGAGAUCUGGCCCAGGGACAAAUGGUCACGACCGUAGAUCAAGUAAUCCCGAGCCCUUCGUCCGGUGGUCAAGCAAUUCCUUGCACUUUACCCAUAAUCCAACCACAAGGACUUCCUAACUCAUGCGGAACACCGGUGCAACCGAUGAUUCAAAAUUUUGGGAAUAUUCCCAUCACCAAUUUACCAUCUCCUUUUGAAAUUGAUGGCCUAAUCAAUUUAGGAGUGGACAAUGUAGUGCACCAAAGCAUUCCAGGGCCAUUUUCGUCUUAUCAAAGCGAACUUAAUAUUGCGUCGUCUUGUGAACCGCAGAUAAAACAAAAUCCUGGAAUUAUCGAAGUCAGUCCUAGACCUCAUGACGACGCCAAUUUUAAUUUGGUUGAACUGCCGCAUAAUAAAGAAGAAUUAAGAUUGCUCAAAAGGACUGGAGCUUUGAAUGGGAUUGAGCCAAUAUUAUUGGUGGAUUCAUAUCCAGGCCAGAGUUAUAUUUCAUUGACGAUUCAAUACCCACUUAAACUGGGGGACGGCACCAUUCAAGAAGUUAAAAGAAGCCACGCUAUUUCUAAGGUGUUGUGGACAUCAAUAGAGAGCUUAUACAAGACCAAUGGCCCGAUCCACAUGGGAAGAAGGCUCAUUACAAAUAUAUUUGAUGAGGACGAACUUCGCGAUGCCACGCCUACCGGGAGACGAAUGAAGGGUCAACCAAACACAGAACGGAAACAGUUAGACGAGGAAAAGCAGUGGUUAAUUAUAGAUGUCAUCCGCUAUCUUACCUCACGAGGAAUUGAUUUUGUCUCCAAGCCAGAUUAUUACCAUGGUCCAUGGUCACCUUCUGUUGAGAAAGAUAUGAGAAAUGAGGUGAUUUGUUACGGGUCAAAUAAAAUCAGAGGUGACCUAAAGAAAUUAGGUAGGUAAGAAAUAACGUUGAAAAAUUGAAGCUUAAAUUUUGAGAAAUG
Messenger RNA from Folsomia candida, 2321 nucleotides. RefSeq lists its product as uncharacterized. The transcript has 8 exons. NCBI's taxonomy places the organism in Eukaryota, Metazoa, Arthropoda, Collembola, Entomobryomorpha, Isotomidae. Bases 187 to 2280 code for a protein of 697 amino acids. The record is from RefSeq and is a predicted model, not a curated record.